CCAUUUCGGCACCGUUCCCCGGAGCCGCUGGGCCGCAGCGGCUCCCCGUGCCCCGCCGUCGCCAUGAGCCGCCUCAGCGGCGGUUGGGACGGUGCCGGCGGGGAAGUCCAGCUCCUCCUGGACCUGUAAAUGCUUCAGCCCUGUUUGUCUUUGAGAUUAGUUUGCAAUGUCUGUUGAAGCUGUAUCUCGUGGUGGAAACUGUGUAUGCAUUCAGUGUUUGACAAAGAAUGUUUCCAGAUAUAUUGCAGAUAUCAAGCCGUUGCCACCCAACAUAAAAGAUAAAAUAAUUAAAUUAAUGAGCAUGCAAGGGCAAAUAACAGACUCAAAUAUUAGCGAGGUAUUGCAUCCUGCUGUGGAGUCUCUAGAUCUCCGAGACUGUGAUAUUUCAGAUAACGCAUUGUUGCAGCUUUAUAACUGCAAGCAAUUGAAAAAAAUCAACUUAAAUUCUUGCAAAGAAAACAGAUUGGGAAUCACUUCAGAAGGUAUCAUAGCCCUGGCCUUAUCCUGUCCCUACCUGCGUGAAGCGUCUUUCAAAAGGUGCUGCGACAUAACUGACAGUGGAGUUCUUGCUCUUGCACUCAACUGCCAAUUCUUACAAAUAGUGAAUUUGGGCAGCUGCUCAGGAAUCAUGGAUGCUUCUCUGCAGGCACUAGGAGAAAACUGCAAAUUUCUUCACAGUGUGGACUUUUCAUCUACUCAGGUAACAGAUGAUGGCGUUAUAGCACUAGUGAGUGGAGUGUGUUCAAAGAAUUUAAAGGAGAUCCACAUGGAACGCUGCGUAAAUCUGACUGAUGUUGCUGUGGAAGCAGUCCUGACUUGUUGUCCAAAGAUACACAUUUUUCUCUUCCAUGGAUGUCCACUCAUAACAGAUCGCUCCCGAGAUGUUUUAGAGCAGCUAGUUGUAUCAAACAAAAUCAAGCAAGUGACGUGGACCAUUUACUGAUUAUUUUUGUCUGCGUAUGUAUGAGUGUAAAGUUUACAGAUGGGAGAGCUGCUUCAGAGAACAAGCACCUCGGAGAAACAGCUGGUGGCUUUUUUACUUCCAGAUUGCUUCUCUCCUUCUUCCCACCAGAGGUCUCUGUCGCCAUUCCUGUCCUUGCAUGCGAGCCUGGGCUCUCUGCUUGUACUUUGCAUCACUGGUCAUACACCAUGAAGAGGAAAGUUAAAACGAUAAUCAGUAUUACAGUCAUCUCUCAGCCUCCUUGAACGAUCAGAUUUGUCACUUUUAGCAUUUUAGCUACUUACAUGAAUCCAGUAUUAAUAAGUAUCUGUUCCGAGUUUGUAAUCUGAGAGGGUAGUUGCAAUUAAAAAUACCAAGCCCACGGAUAAUAUUAAUACUUACACAGAAGUGUCUGCAAAGUUGGGACUUUAAUUUGACAAAAGUCAGCAGAGAGAACUAGUAAAUGGAAGUGUUACUAAUAGCAGUGCAAAUAUAUUUUAUGUAGUAACAAUCUCCUUUUACUGUGUACUUUUUAUCAGCCUGGAGGAAAAACUGUAGGUGCUUUUGUUUUGAUGUUACUGAUGCUAAAGGUUUCUGUCUUUAUUUACUAUCAAAUGUUUACAGGAGUUUUACACAUCCAAAAAUACAGUCUGUGAACAUGUAAGCAUAAAGUAGCUUUGAAAUCAGUGUGGUGAUUUAACAUAUUUCAGAAUAGUGCUUAUGACCAAUAAAAUAAUCUUGUACAUGGGCAAAUAGUCAUUUGCUCUGGCUUUUCCCUACAUUCCUUUGUGAAAAUCAUUGGAGGGAACAAAACAUUGGUCCUCAUAAGCCUAUCUGUGAGUGAAGUAGGAUCAGACAAUGUCUGAGUACAUGAAUCUUAGGAUGGCAGAGUUCAACAGAGUUUAUGUUCUGGUGUAUGCAGUUUAUUACAUUUCCAGUGGCCUCCAGAUGAUAAAAAUACGACUAUUUAUGUGUUGUGCAAUUGUAGUCAUUUUUUAAACUAAAUUUUAGAAAUGUGGGAUGAGUUUAUUACAUGAGGGAGCAGUGUUCUUAUCACAAUUGUAAGUUAUGCUCACUGGCUUCGCUGAAGCAGUAGAAUUUCUAUUGAGACCUGUAUGUUUUCAACAUUAAACUUUUAAAAACACUAGUAAUUCUAGAUAUGCAGAGAGCAGGCAGCACACUACGUUGCUAUUCUGUAUUUGGACAUAGCAGGGUUUAGCUAGGGAGGUCUCACAGAUCUGAUGACACUUACAAACCCAUGAGUUCAGGCAAGCAUAAGGAAUAUGUUUAUAACUUAACACCUGCCAUAGCCAAUACUCCUUUAAAAUGUUACAGAAAUAAAACAGUCUUCUAGUCUAUUUCAAGUUCAGGUCAAAUUGCAUGGAAGAUAUAUAUGUUGCAUCCAGUAAUGUUAAAGAAUAUUAUGGUAUCUGACAAUGAUCUCUGUUCUUCUCUUGAUUAUAUGGCUUAUGGAAGAGCAGAUACAUUUAGAGAUCUUGUUCUUGUGUAACCAAAAGCGUAAUUUUCAAACUCAGGUGCAUAAAUCCCUAACGCUUGUAUGCAGUAAUUUAUCUGCUUGGCUUGGUUUCAGGAAGGGUGCCCCAAAAAGAUUAAGUGGAAUCAUAAGCUAGAUCAAGGGGGAAGGGACCCCUGAAGUUUCUAGUCUAGCCCCCUGCCCAAAGCAGGGCUGGCUCAGACCGGCUUAAUCAGGUCUUUACCUGGCCAAGUCUUGAAAAGCUGAAGAGAAGAAAGCCUGCGCAACCUCAGGUAACUUGUUCUGCUGUUUAACUGCUCUCAUGAUGGAAAAAAAAAAUCCUUCUAUCCUGUUUGGCCCUAUUCAGUUUCAUCUUAUGCCCUUAUGAUAGAAGUCUUGGAAGAGCCUGGCUGUCUUCCUGAUAGCCCCCUAACAGACAUGGGCAGGCUGCUGCUAGAUCCCCCAGAGCCUUCACUUCCCCAAGCUGAACAAGCCCAGUUCCCCUGUCUCUUACUGCAGGACAUGUAUCAGUGUGCAGUGGUGGUUGCCAGCCUCAUUUCAAGUGCUACAUCAAAAAGAAAACUGUACAUGGGGAUAUGUAAAGCAGCUACAUGGGGAAGACCACUGAAGCCUGUAACAGCAAAGGGCACUUAAACAGUGCUAACUCCACUGGCAAAGUUGUCCUUCCCCUUUUUAAUGUAACCUUGGAUUUGUCACGUCAGUGGCAAAUGCAGCUUGCAUUGUCCCCAAACAUGCAUGCAGAUUUACUAUGUUCUCCUGUUAGUCUCUUCUAAAUGUGUAACUCAGUGCUGUAUCCUUACCUUGUGCUUAAAAAAACAACAACAAAAGCCUUCCAACACUGCAAUAUGUUACGCUGUAUUCUUAGAUUUGAAAGUUUAAUGUGUAAGUCCUGCUAAAUCUUUCACUUCCAGAGCUUAAGACUGCUGUCUUAUGGGUUUGUUACUAGCAUAAUUCUACUGGAAUCUGUUUUGAUUCAGGUUAAAUCAGUCAUUUUUAAUAAAUGUUUAAGAGUGCUGGGGUGAAGUGGGAGAUGAACAUCACAUGUAUGCAUUACCACUUCAUAUUCUACAUUAUACUUGGAUGGUAUAAAUUAUUGGGUGAACACGCAGGAUAUUUAUGUAUUGUUUUGAAUAUUGAGGUUUGUAAGUCUUCUGUUUGGAUACUUCUGAAAACUUGUUAAAUUAUAUUUUAUAACAUCUGAAUGUCAUAUGAUGUACAGCUGAUUGUUCAUAAACUUUCUAUUUCAUAAGCA
Oxyura jamaicensis (ruddy duck) is the source of this 3687-nucleotide messenger RNA. It is a transcript of the gene AMN1, whose product is annotated as antagonist of mitotic exit network 1 homolog. Gene Ontology annotation, cellular component: SCF ubiquitin ligase complex. The record is from RefSeq and is a predicted model, not a curated record. Gene Ontology annotation, molecular function: protein binding. The coding region runs from base 167 to 943 and encodes 258 amino acids. Lineage: Eukaryota; Metazoa; Chordata; Aves; Anseriformes; Anatidae. Gene Ontology annotation, biological process: SCF-dependent proteasomal ubiquitin-dependent protein catabolic process. The transcript has 8 exons.